Eutrema salsugineum is the source of this 2319-nucleotide messenger RNA. RefSeq lists its product as uncharacterized. Lineage: Eukaryota; Viridiplantae; Streptophyta; Magnoliopsida; Brassicales; Brassicaceae. Gene Ontology annotation, molecular function: protein dimerization activity; DNA binding. The record is from RefSeq and is a predicted model, not a curated record. The transcript is spliced from 4 exons. Bases 212 to 2191 code for a protein of 659 amino acids.
AGAGAUGGACAACGAGAAAGAAAAAAAAAAAGAGAAACGCAGAGGGCAAAAUAUCGCGAAAAAUUAUCAGAAGUUCGUUCCGGCGAGAAGAAUCGAAUCUCUCCCGUACAGUUCUGUUGGUUCGUUGCUUUUAUUGGUUAACGACGGCAUUGCAACCUCACCGAGGGAUAGUUUUUGUUGGGCAGGUGAAAGCUGACGAAGAACAAUCCCAAUGGUACGAGAAAAGGACAAAUGCUGGGAAUACGCGGAGAAAAUGGAUGGGAACAAGGUGAGAUGCAAGUUUUGCUCAAGAGUACUGAAUGGCGGCAUCAGCAGGUUGAAGCACCAUCUCUCUCGGCUCCCGAGCAAAGGUGUGAAUCCAUGUGCCAAGGUAAGGGACGAUGUCACCGAUAGAGUCCGAUCCAUAUUAUCCGCCAAGGACGAUUCCCCACUCACCACCAAGGAUACUAAACCUUUAGCAUCAUCUGCUGCUCCUCCUCCUCCUCCUCUUCCCUUAGACGCAGUUUCUUCUGCUUCCCGACUGUUUCCUAGUAUCCUUGUACCCAAUGCUCAGGAGAUUGCUGAGAGGAGCAUUUCUCUUUUCUUCUUCGACAACAAGAUUGACUUUGGCGCUGCCCGCUCUUCCUCUUUUCACCACAUGCUCGAUGCCAUUGCCAACUGUGGUCCUGGAUUCGUUGCUCCUUGUGCUCUCUCUCUCAAGACCCUUUGGCUUGACAGGGUUAAAUCUGAAAUCGGUUCACAGCUCAAAGAGGUUGAAAAGGAGUGGGCCACCACUGGCUGUACCGUCGUCGCUGAGGCUUGGUCUGACAACAAAGCACGAGCACUCAUCAACUUCUUCGUCUCUUCACCUUCCAGAACCUUUUUUCACAAGUCUGUCGACGCCUCCUCAUAUUUCAAGAACACCAAAUCCCUUGCUGAUCUUUUUGAUUCUAUCAUUCAAGACAUUGGACAAGAACAUAUUGUGCAGAUCAUUAUGGACAAUAGCUUCACCUACACAGGUAUCUCUAACCAUAUCCUGCAAACCUAUGGAGGCAUUUUCGUGUCCCCUUGUGCAUCUCAGUGUCUGAACAUGAUACUCGAAGACUUCUCCAAGGUGGAUUGGGUCAACCAAUGUAUAUUGCGAGCGCAGGUGAUUACCAAGUUUGUGUACAACAAUAGCUCCGUGCUAGAUCUGCUGAAGAAGCUGACAGGUGGGCAAGAUAUCAUCAGAAGCGGUGUCACAAGAUCCGUCUCCAGCUUUCUGUCAUUACAUUCAAUGAUGAAGCAAAAAGCAAGGCUAAAACAAAUGUUUAAUAGCCCAGACUACUCCACACACGCUAAUAAACCACAGAGCAUGUCCUGUGUGGCUAUUCUCGAGGAUAAUGAUUUUUGGAGAGCUGUGGAAGAAAGUGUGGCUGUCUCUGAGCCUCUCCUCAAAGUGUUGAGGGAAGUUUCUAGCGGGAAGCCUGGUGUGGGAUCUAUAUACGAGUUAAUGUCGAGGGCCAAGGAGUCAAUACGGACAUACUACAUCAUGGAUGAGACUAAGCAUAAGGUCUUUUCUGACAUAGUUGAUUCAAAGUGGUGUGACCAUUUGCAUUCACCUCUUCAUGCAGCGGCUGCAUUCUUGAACCCCAGUAUCCAGUAUAACCCGGAGACAAAGUUCCUCGCUUCCUUGAAAGAAGACUUUUUCAAGGUCUUGGAAAAACUUCUUCCCACUAGCGAUCUACGGCGUGAUAUUACAAAUCAGAUAUUCACUUUCACUAGGGCAAAAGGAAUGUUCGGGUGUAAUCUGGCGAUGGAGGCCAGGGAUACAGUAUCACCAGGUCUCUGGUGGGAGCAGUUUGGUGACUCGGCACCCGUGUUGCAGCGCGUGGCUAUCAGGAUACUGAGUCAAGUUUGCAGCGGUUACAGCUUGGAACGCCAAUGGAGCACAUUCCAGCAGAUGCACUGGGAAAGGAGAAACAAGAUUGACAGAGAAAUGCUGAACAACUUGGCGUACGUGAAUCAGAAUCUCAGGUUAGGGAGGAUGAUAACCUUGGAGACAGACCCGAUUGCCGUGGAGGACAUUGACAUGGUGUCAGAGUGGGUGGAAGAGGCAGAGAAUCCCAGCCCUGCGCAGUGGCUCGACCGCUUUGAUGGAAGCGACUUGAACACCAGGCAGUUUGGCGGGGCUAUUUUCGGUGCCAAUGACCAUAACAUCUUCGGCUUAUGAGGUAAGAGUUGUUCAUGACUUGGUCCGGCAUCGGACUUUGAUCUUUUGGAUUGAGAUGAUUGUACAUAAAGUUUUUUCUUUGUUUUAUGUAACUUAUAUAUAAGCUAAGGGAUGAUUCUUGUAGAAAA